AUGCAAGUGCUAUUGGCACACUCUAUGAUUUUCCUUUUUUCGACUCUCAUUUUUCUUGAAUAUGUUAAUCUUAGUAUAAAUCAUUUCUCUGGAAUCAUUCCACUUGAAAUUGGUAAACUCACUAAUCUUGUCCGUCUUGAUUUGUCCAACAAUUAUAUUUCAGGCACAAUCCCACCACAAAUCGACUCACUAACCAAGCUUGGGACCUUCCACAUCUCUAUGAACCAGUUGAAUGGUUCGAUUCCAAAAGAAAUAGGUUACCUAAGGUCUCUUACUCGGCUAGCUUUAAAUACUAACCUUCUUGAAGGUUCUAUCCCUACUUCAUUAGGGAAUUUGAACAACUUGACCUAUUUGUGUCUUUAUGGAAAUCGCCUUUCUGGCUCCAUUCCUGUAGAAAUAGGGAAACUCGUCAAUCUUAUUAAAACUUAUCUUGGUUCAAAUCAGUUAGCAGGUCAUAUUCCUCCAGAAAUAGGUAACUUGAUCAAUGUAAGAGUGUUCUCUGCUUCCUCCAACGAAAUUUAUGGUCCCAUUCCUGUAGAAAAAGCAAAGAUGCAAACACUUGAGGUAUUGGACCUAUCAGACAACUUGCUUGAAGGAGAGAUACCAGAACAACUCGUUUAUCUUUCAAAUCUUGUUUGGUUGGAUCUCUCCUACAAUCGUCUCACAGGAUGCAUACCUGAAGGACGUCAAUUUGUAAACUUUGGGGAAAAUUCAUAUGCAUUCCAAAGUAAUAUUGGAUUACAUGGAUACCCAGUUACGAGACGUUGUCAUAAUAAAGGGGUAGAAGAAGGAAAUGAUACAUCAUCAUUGCUAGAUCAAGAAAUCAAUUCUCAAUUCCUCAUUGAAUGGAAACCGAUUCUUUUGGGCUAUGGAUGUGGACUAUGUAUUGGAUUUUCUAUUGGAUAUUUCACGAUUUCUACUGGAAAUCCAAAAUGGCUUUCAAAAUUCAUUGAAGAAUAUGAACACACAAUUACUACGCAAAGGAGAAAAAAGCAACAAGGUCAAAGGGAUAACAGAAGAGGAAAUAAUCAACAAAGUCAAAGGGACAACAAAAGAAGAAAUAAUCACUUCUACGAAGUACUUAAAAUUAGGUCUUUUAAUUUAAGUUCUAUAUUGAUCUUUAGUUUAUUGUAA
This is a messenger RNA of Solanum pennellii, 1134 nucleotides long. Its product is annotated as receptor-like protein Cf-9 homolog. The transcript has a single exon. The coding region runs from base 1 to 1134 and encodes 377 amino acids. The record is from RefSeq and is a predicted model, not a curated record. Gene Ontology annotation, molecular function: protein binding. NCBI's taxonomy places the organism in Eukaryota, Viridiplantae, Streptophyta, Magnoliopsida, Solanales, Solanaceae.